ACAAUACCUCCUAUGCUCCAGAGCUGGUGGAGGUGGAUCAAGCAUACACUUAUGUUUCAGCUCCGAGAAAAACAACUCGACUUGCCUCACUUUUAUCCCAUCGCCCCAUAUCUUUUUUUUUCAUUAUAAAGGUAGCGCGUUUUACGCAUCCGAUGCGGCAUCCCAGGAAUCAAUACUAACAACCGCAGUGGGAAGCGCACACUAGAUAACACCGAUUUAGUCCAGUUACUGCUUCUGUUAUGAGGCGAGGAUGAGUAACACAGAAGACAGCGGAAAUAAGUGCUCUUCGGGGCCGAUUUCCAGCUUCACCAUCCAGUCUAUUCUGGGCAACAAGAGCCCGUCCGAGUCGUCGCGGACCGCCGGGACCAAGGAGCUCUCCAAGGGUCUGGCUGGGCCGCCGUCGCGGAGGCGCUCCCUGUCGGUGUCCUCCGAGGACGAGUGCAGCGCCGGGGAAGACUCCGCGGAUUGUUUUUGCUCGGAUACCGGCCACAGCGAGCCAUGCACCCAGCAUCAACCCCACAACUUCUCGUGUUUAGGUGCCCCAAAGAGACUGCUCUCCGUGGCGGACGGCACCGCGCGGCGGCCUCACCAUCACCUGUCCCAGAAUCCGCUGCAGGAUUACAAAGAGGAGCAGGAGCGACCAUGCGGCCAGAUGUCGCCUCUGUCCGAGGAGCGGCAGGUCGGGGAAGGCGGGGACAAGCAGGGCAGCAACUCGGCCAAGAAGAAGACUCGCACGGUUUUCUCGCGCAGCCAGGUGUACCAGUUGGAGUCCACCUUUGACAUGAAACGCUACCUGAGCAGCUCGGAGCGCGCGUGUUUGGCCUCCAGUCUGCAGCUGACGGAGACGCAGGUGAAGACGUGGUUCCAGAACCGCAGGAACAAGUGGAAGCGGCAGCUCUCCGCGGAGCUGGAGGCGGCCAACAUGGCCCACGCCUCGGCACAGACAUUGGUUGGGAUGCCGCUGGUUUUCAGAGAUAACUCCUUACUGCGGGUGCCGGUGCCGCGGUCCAUCGCCUUCCCCACGCCGCUCUAUUACCCGGGAAGCAACCUGCCAGCGUUACCCUUAUACAAUCUAUACAAUAAGAUUGAGUACUGACUGGAGACACGAGACAGCAGUCCCCACACAAAAUAAACUUUAACCAGUCGACAUAAAAAAUAAUACAUUGAUACAACAUAACAACUCUUAUACACAUCUUGACAUAUCCCUUAUGUAUAUUAUAUCACUUUAAUUGUUGAGGAUAUUCUUAUAAUGCGACCGACUGUGUCACACAAGAAACAACACGCGUGCCCAUGUAUAAAAUACACCAUGUGUAUAAUUAUAAUUAUAAUGGUUUUGUAUUUUAUUUAAUUUCCCUGCUUCCCCUUUACUUAAUUAAUUGGAUUUUAUAACGUGAGUAACGUAUUCAAUCACUAUAAGGGAAAAAGGGAUUGGACGUUAUACCAAAAAACUAUCUGAAUGUAUUUAAAUAAUUGUAUCUAUAUUUACAUAUGAUUGGUUGUUCAUCAGAUAACAAAAACUGUCAGUCACAAAAUUAAAUGACAAACGUUUAUUGUUACCUGUGGGCAGAAACCCAAUGUUUUUACUGUAAUUUAGAACUUCAAAAUAAUCUUCUCAUUCAAUAAAUUUUCUAUAUCAGUUAAA
Molecule: messenger RNA, 1642 nt
Organism: Gadus morhua (Atlantic cod)
Lineage: Eukaryota; Metazoa; Chordata; Actinopteri; Gadiformes; Gadidae
Gene: hmx2
Product: H6 family homeobox 2
Exons: 2
Coding region: 251-1096 (281 amino acids)
Biological process (GO): regulation of transcription by RNA polymerase II
Cellular component (GO): nucleus
Molecular function (GO): DNA-binding transcription factor activity, RNA polymerase II-specific; RNA polymerase II transcription regulatory region sequence-specific DNA binding
Source: RefSeq, a predicted model, not a curated record